Daucus carota subsp. sativus is the source of this 1137-nucleotide messenger RNA. RefSeq lists its product as uncharacterized. The record is from RefSeq and is a predicted model, not a curated record. The coding region runs from base 94 to 933 and encodes 279 amino acids. The transcript is spliced from 8 exons. NCBI's taxonomy places the organism in Eukaryota, Viridiplantae, Streptophyta, Magnoliopsida, Apiales, Apiaceae.
UUUUGUGUCUGUAGUUUUAAUUAACUCUAGAAUUAAAACUUAAGAUAACAGGUUUUGUUUCCCCCUCUGAUAUCUAUAGGCUAAAAUUGGGAGAUGGAAGGAAGUGAAUCUGAACAAGAGAAAUCGGUGAAAAGAGGAAGCCCCGAAGUCAAGCGCAAGAGAGUCGAUAAGAAGAAGAUGAAGCAUAGCGCCUCUAGGGUGGAAGGAGGAGUCGAUCCAUCACAAGGAAGCUCUGACUGUAAGAGCUUCAACAAGAAGAAGAAGAAGAAUAAGCAUGCCGCUAGGUUGGAAAAAGAAACUGAUGUCUCUCAAGGAGAUAUGGCUGGAGGCUCUGACCGUCACCGGGUCAAGCGCAAGAGAAGAGUCAAGGAGGAGUCUUUCGCUGGGUUGCAAAGAUUUACUGAUGCUUCCUCUAAAGGAGAGAUUGGUGAAGGGUCCGAGCAAUGCCAAGUCAAGCGCAUGAGAGUCAAGCAUAUAAGAGGUGUAUCUUGCUUAGCUGAACUCGAUGAGCAAAUGAAUCUUACACAUGCAAAGAUGGCUUUGGAGUUCUAUGAAAAGAGCCAGGAUGAUGCUGAGUUUGAGAUUCUGAGAGUCUUAUAUAGCAGUUGUUCGAGAUUACAACACCCUGACUCUGAGUGUGCCCACUUAUGGUUUCAUGUCAGCUUCAUUGCUAAACCAAGGAAAGCUGACUGGAAUGUCUCUCCAACCCACUUCUUUGGUGAACUCUUUAGAGAUCUAGAUUCAGGGGGAACUCAUGUCACGUACUGUUCUACAUUUCAGCCUAGCGAUGAUCCUGGAUUCAACCAUGGUUGUAUUUUUUGCCCACUUGGUCAGAAUUUUCAUCCUUCUGAUGGAUAUUGUGUUGGUCGUCCACCAUGGCAUAAAGAGAAACUGCAAUUUUGGCAUCCACCAUGGCAUAUGAAACAAGAUUAGAACCAUUGGUUGAAACUGUGACUUGCUGAAAACAUAACUUAUGUAUCUAUAUUUAUUCGUCUUUAGCUUAUUGAGCUGAGUUUAAGACCUUUUGUCUUUGUUCAUGUGUAAUUACAUAAUUGCAUGUGGCAGUUGAUAGACUUAACUUAUAUCUAUAUCUAUUGGUGUUUUAAUCUGCCUAUCAAGAUUAGGCUUCUCGUUGCA